AUGCCCAACGCUAACGGUAAUAAUAAAAAUAAAAACAAAAUUAAAAUUAAAUCAAAACAUAAGAAAAAAAAUAAUAAUAAUACUAGUGAUAAUGAUAAAACGUCUUGCAACUAUCCUAUCCAUUUAUCUCCAUUGAACUUAAAUACUAAUGUCACUAACAAUACCGAAAAUAACCACACAACCAAUUAUAUAUAUGAUUUAUUAAACAGAGAUGUUUUUCUAUUCGAUAAUAGUCAAUACUACAUGGAAAACCAUAAAAAUAAUAAUACUAAACUCAACUAUAUUAAGACCAAAUUUAAAACACAGAGUGCAUCUCAAUUUUACAAAUUAAGUGGCAUUAGUACAAAUACAGACAACGUGAUCAAAGGCGAUAUUCCACGUAAUGAAUUGCAUUGUUUUCAAUAUUCAAUAGAUGGUUUUAUACAAAAUAAGAGUGGUGAUAGAUUCCAUUCAGCUAACCCUAUAAUUUGGGACUAUGAAACUGGUUAUGUCUUUUUUACCGGUAUUUGGAGACUAUAUCAGGAUGCUAUUAGGCAUAUAAUGACGUUGUAUGUAAAGAAAAAUAGUAUAAAUGUUAACAAUACCAAAAUUACAAGCACACAAAAGGAUUGCCACAAGGCUUGGCUAACUUUUAAUAGUCAAAUACAAAAGAAAUUAAAAUCACCAUUUCAAAUAAUGAACUUUGGCACCAAUAAUGUUGGUACUGAUUCAGCCCCCACUGAAUUGAGAGAACCUUACGCUUGGAAAAAUUAUGCAGAUAUUAAUUGGAAUAAUGCUAUUUCUAGUGAUUUAGAGGAAGAGUUGUUAAAAUUGAAUCAUGGCGAUAUCGAUACUGUCGAGGUAGAACUAAAUACCCUUAUUCAGAGAAUUAGAGGCGGUUUGAUUAAAAUUCAAGGGAGUUGGUUACCUUUCGAAAUUUGUAAAGAGCUAUGUUCAAGAUUUUGUUAUCCCAUUAGGUACAUUUUAACACCCAUCUUUGGUCAUGAUUUCGUUCAAAUAUGCGAGCAAUAUCAAACCCAAUACACCUGUGAUAAGGAUAUUUAUAUCGCCAGUGAAAUAUUAUUUGGGUUUAGGAGCAGUGGUUGUAUGACUGUCAGUAAUAAUAUUAAAACGAUUAAUAAUAGCAAUCAUCCUGCUUUAUGCGCCGUUGAUGUAAAUAAUAAUACUAAAAAUUUGAAUAGCAAAAGAAGAUUGCUCGGUAGCAAUCUUACUACUCACAAAAAUAGUAUUGUGAGAAAUGCCAAAAAUACUAAAUAUUCAAUUGUAAAACCGUUAGUGUUACCAAAAUUAUCGCCUACUAUUCCUAAAGAAUGGGUCGAUACUGUUCCCAAUACUUUCAUUAAGCCACAUUUUUAUAAUUCAAAGAAAUUUAGGUAUAAAUACAACCCUAUUGCAGCUAAUAAUUAUAACGCAGGUAGUCCUAACGGUACUAAGCGGAGCGUUAAUAAUAGUGCUUCAGAAGUCUUGAUGACCAGGGAUGUAAACUCAGAAAUUUUAUUUCCUAUUAAUUUUACAAGGAGAUCCAGAUCUAACUUGGAUGCUAUUACUACUUCUAAUGAAUUAUGGUUAAAAAAUAAGCAAAAUCCAAUCCAACUAUCCCAGUUUAGCAAGCAUGGUACUAAUACUACUAAUAAUAAUAACUAUAAUUAUAGUAUUAAUAAUAAUAGCAGAUCUGAUUCAUUCAAUAGUCAUAAUGAUACCUCGCUAUCUAUUUUUGCAAAUAAUACCAAUACCACCUUACCUUAUUCUGCUGAAAUAUGGACAAAGCCAAGGGUUUUCCAAGCUAUGUGUUAUAAUAACAACAAUAAAGUUGCAAUACCAAUUAAACAAAGCAAUUUCAAUGUUAACAAUCCUUUUAUUAUAUUGCCAGAUUCAACAAACAAGAAAUAA
Saccharomycodes ludwigii is the source of this 1890-nucleotide messenger RNA. RefSeq names its product Xbp1p (gene XBP1). The coding region runs from base 1 to 1890 and encodes 629 amino acids. Lineage: Eukaryota; Fungi; Ascomycota; Saccharomycetes; Saccharomycodales; Saccharomycodaceae. Gene Ontology annotation, molecular function: DNA binding. The record is from RefSeq and is a predicted model, not a curated record. The transcript has a single exon.